AAUCAACCGUCGGUCUCUCUGCUCCUCCCACUGUGAAGCUGGUAAAUGGCAGUUCAACCAACGUCAGCAUUACCCUUGGGUUAUAGUGCCUCGUGGAGAGAAAAAUGCCUCUUUCCAAGUGACUUCUCAAAAUAUUGGACAAGUGACUGUUUAUCUGCAUGGAAAUCAUUCCAACCAGACCUGCCCCAGAAUCCAGUUCUUGGUGAUACACAGCAGAAUUGUUAGCGUCAUAAACCAGGUGAUUGGCUGGAUCUACUUCAUGGCCUGGUCCGUCUCCUUCUACCCACAGGUGAUCCAGAACUGGAGACGGAAAAGUGUCGUUGGUCUCAGCUUUGACUUCUUAGCCCUGAACUUGACAGGCUUCGUGGCCUACAGCGUUUUCAACAUCGGUCUUUUGUGGGUGCCCUACAUCCAGGAGGAGUUUCUCCUCAAAUACCCCAAUGGUGUGAACCCUGUCGACAUUAACGACGCCUUCUUCAGCUUACAUGCAGUCGCCCUCACCCUGAUUGUCAUCCUGCAGUGCUGCCUGUAUGAGCGAGGCAACCAGCGCGUGUCACGGCCCUCCAUUGGCUUCCUGGUACUUGCGUGGCUCUUCAUCUUAGUCACCAUGAUUGUGGCUGCAGUCGGUGUCACCACAUGGCUGCAGUUCCUCUUCUGCUUCUCCUACAUCAAGCUCAUCAUCACACUGAUCAAGUAUUUCCCCCAGGCCUACAUGAACUUUUACUACAAAAGCACCAAGGGUUGGAGCAUUGGUGGUGUGCUCCUGGAUUUUACAGGGGGCAGCUUUAGCCUCCUCCAGAUGUUCCUCCAGUCUUACAAUAAUGACCAAUGGACAUUGAUCUUCGGAGAUCCAACCAAGUUCGGACUUGGCGUCUUCACCAUCUUCUUUGACAUUGUCUUCUUCAUCCAGCACUUCUACUUGUACAGAAAGAAACCAGGGUACGACCAACUGGACUAAAAUCCAGAGACACGGUAUAAACAGCCAGGGCCUGAGCCCUGGUAGGAAAGGUUGUGUCCAGCAAAGGCCAGAGAAGCAGCUGGUGCACAGGGCUGGAAGUGUGCCGACAGAGAAGCGUUCUCUUCCUCAAGGGCCAAAAGCCUUAGGCUCAGCCUGCCUGCCUUCACCCAGGCCCCUCGUGAGCCACAGAGGACUCCCUCUCUGGAACGGACACCUGACUGUGCUCGAGACUGAAAGUCAGAUUUCAGGCGGUCUCUCCCAACUUAAAGCUCCAGCCCUCUGGAGGCACCCAGAGUUCCUGUGUUCCUGCGUCUUACAACGACAUCUCUCUCUUUUUAAGGCUUCAGGCAGCACCCACAGGUUUCGACAGCCAUCCCAGCCAGAACUGAGCACCAAGUUUGCAGCUGAUGGCCUUGCCCCAAACCACUCGUAUUUCUGGGAGAAGCUUGAAGGGCUAACCUUGCAACUGGGAGAGCCAAGGGUGCUUCGUUCCACCGCAGGGUUCACAGGGACCAGGCAGCCAGGUGCUGUGGCCAAUGGACUUGAAGGUGCUGAUACUGGCGGUGGAGGGGAGAGGACUGUGGGAUUAGGCUUUGGGUUCCCUUCUCUAGGCCACAUUUCUUAUCAUUCUAUAUAACUCUGCUCCAGUAACUUCAGAACAAGUGGCCUAGGCCAGUGCCUGGUAAAGUAUAUUUCUGACCCCUGAGGCACCUUCCAGAUUGGUCAGAAGUGGACCCAUACCUGCACACAAAAAUACCACAGUUAACUUUUUUUUUUUUUUUUACCCCCAAGGACUAUUUUGAAAUGGCUUUUCUUUUGCCCUCUUUCCUACCUCCACUUUCUGAGAGUCAGAAUGAUCACCGUCUGAGUACCCACACUCCUCCUAACCUUAUACCUACGGAGCAGGUACUCAGGACCAGCCUGUGCCUUAAAGCCCAUCAGUCAAUCAAUCAGUAAGCUCCCUUGGAUGGGAAGGGAGGCCUCCUCCCCCAUCCCUCUCUCAGCUGUUGACGAGCAGAAGUCCCUCUCUCAGCUGUUGACGAGCAGAAGUCCAGGAACCUCCCUCCAAUACUGCCUUUGGACCCAACCUGAUCCCACACUCCUUCCUUCUCAUUCCAAGUUAUCCUUCCUGUGCCAGAUAGGGAAGGAGCCAGGGUGUGCCUUGAGUUCAUCAAUCUGCUCCUUCUCUAAUAUUGAGGGGCCUUUGUAUUUCUUUUGUAUUUUUUUUCUUAUUUUGUUUCAUGUUGGUGGAGUAUAUGUCCUUAAUUAAAAGGUGGCUUGUUUCCUA
Rattus norvegicus (Norway rat) is the source of this 2246-nucleotide messenger RNA. NCBI's taxonomy places the organism in Eukaryota, Metazoa, Chordata, Mammalia, Rodentia, Muridae. The record is from RefSeq and is a predicted model, not a curated record.